This is a messenger RNA of Gossypium raimondii (Peruvian cotton), 741 nucleotides long. RefSeq lists its product as uncharacterized. The record is from RefSeq and is a predicted model, not a curated record. The coding region runs from base 1 to 741 and encodes 246 amino acids. The transcript has 2 exons. Gene Ontology annotation, molecular function: nucleic acid binding; zinc ion binding. Lineage: Eukaryota; Viridiplantae; Streptophyta; Magnoliopsida; Malvales; Malvaceae.
AUGAAGACAUAUCUCCAAGCACUUGACCUCUGGAGUGCAGUUGAAAGUGAUGUCGAGCCACCACCAUUAAGAGCAAAUCCUACCAUUGCUCAGAUCAGGCAACAUGGUGAGGAACGAGCCAAGAAGCACAAAGCCAUGGCCUGUCUGCAGAAUGGUGUGUCUGAUGUUAUCUUUACUCGCAUCAUGGCCUGUGAUUCUCCUAAGCAGGCAUGGGACAGGUUGAAAGAGGAGUUUAUGGGAUUUGACAAGACCAGGCAGCAACAAGUCAUCAACCUGAGAAGAGAGUUUAAAAACUUAAAAAUGAAGGAGUCAGAAACUAUUAAACAGUAUUCUGACAGGAUAAUGACUACUGUCAAUAACAUAAGACUCCUAGGAGAGGAUUUUAGUGACAGUAGAGUGGUUGUGAAGAGAAGGGCUAGCAGACAAGAGGAGAACCUUGAAGGAGCCUUUCAAGCAAAAGCCAUAGUAGGUUCUAGCUCAAAUCAGAGAGAUAAGAAACCUUGGUUUGAAAGAAAGGAUAAAGCCAAGAAAGAAGUAAACAGAGAAGCAGGCAGAAGGAGGUUUCCACCAUGCAUUCACUGCAAAAAGACCAAUCAUUUGGAGAAAUUUUGCUGGACCAGACCAGACAUCCAGUGCAAGAACUGUAAGCAUUAUGGCCAUCAUGAGAAGAUUUGUAGAAAUCAUGACAAGGCACAAGCUCAGCCAGUACAAGCCAAGACUGCUGAGGAUAUGCAAGCUUAG